This is a messenger RNA of Diversispora eburnea, 1671 nucleotides long. Lineage: Eukaryota; Fungi; Glomeromycota; Glomeromycetes; Diversisporales; Diversisporaceae. The record is from the annotation of a GenBank genome assembly.
AUGUCUCUCUCUUAUGAUAAAAAAGAUGUAUUACGAAUGGCCAUAGACACUAAGUUAAUUAAAUCAUUAGAUUAUGAAACAUUUGAAAAUUUUUCACAUCUCGGUAGAGGAGCAUUUGGUACCGUUGAGCGAGCUUAUUCGAAAUUUUUAAGAAAAGAAGUCGCAUUAAAAAGUAUAAAUAGUGAGAAUGAAGACGAAUUUUAUAGAGAGUUAAAAAAUAUUCUUGAAGUAAAUCAACAUGAUAAUAUUAUUAAGCUUUUUGGAAUAAGUAAAGAGCCUUUAACCGAUAGAUGCCUUUUAGUUUUACAAUACGCCAAUGAUGGUGAUCUGAGAUCAUAUUUAACAAAGAACUUCGAAAAACUCGAUUGGAAAAAAAAAAUUAAUAUGGCUAAAGAUAUUGCGUUAGGCUUAUAUUAUAUUCAUGCAGAGAACAUUGCUCACAGGGAUUUACAUUCAAAAAAUAUAUUGGUUAAUGAAGGAAGAUUAUUGAUCGCGGAUUUAGGGUUAUCUCAACCAUUAGAUUCCAAUUCAAAUUCUAUUUUAGGUGGAAUGAUGGCAUAUACGGAUCCUAGAUAUUUAAGAAAUACGAACUAUAAGAGAAAUAAAACUUCAGAUAUUUAUAGUUUAGGAGUUCUUUUUUGGGAAUUAUCAAGUGGAAAACCUCCAUUUAAAGAAAUUCAGAAUUUAGAUAUAUUGAGAAGGGUUAAGUCCGGUGAUAGAGAAACACCUAUUAAUGGAACACCAGUGGAUUACAUUAAAAUUUAUUCAAAUGCAUGGAGCGAUGCUCCAGAACAAAGACCAAAUGUAGAAAAAGUUCUUGAUGAUCUUGAAAAUAUUCAAUUAGAAAAUGUCUAUAAUAAUUAUAAUAAUGAUCAACUUCAAAGAUCUCAAAAAUAUCAAUCUCUUCCAUCCUUUCAAUUUGAAGCAGAUGAUGAAGCAGAUGAUGUAUCUAUGAUUUCAGCUACAUUCCCAAACACAUGCAUAGUAACUCUUAAUAAAAUUAAGGAACAAUUUAAGUUCUAUGAUUUAGAGACAUCUAUUUGUGAUGCUCAUUUACACAUUGUUCUUGGAGAUAUUGAAGGUUUACAAUGGCAUCUUAACGUUGGGUUCGAUGAAAAUAGUUAUUAUGGACCUAUGAAUUUAAAGAGAAAUCUUUAUGAUUUUGCAAUAAAAUAUUGCAACAAAGAAGAUAUAAUGAAGGUCUUUAAUGUAUUAAACGUAUUUCAUUAUUCUAAAUUGAAUCUAAAUAUCCAACUUUUAUUCAGUAAUGAUAAUAUUCGAAUUCCCCAAGAUUUGAGAGAUAUUAUGAAAUUAAUAGUAAAUAGUAGAUACGAUAUCAAUUGCAAAAAUAGAAAUUCAAUGUAUACAUUAUAUAGUUUAUUACAGUCAAUAGAUAAUAAUAUUUAUGACAUUAUUGAAAUUUAUUUAGAAAAUGGAUUUGAUCCAAAUAACCCUUUUAAUGAUACCCUUCCAAAUUUAUUAUUUUUUGCUGUAUAUAAAAAUUAUCCCAAUGAAAUUCUAGAACUUAUUUUUAAACAAAAAAUAGAUUUGAAAAAAAAAAAUAAAUAUGGAUUAAAUAUUCUCGGAUACACAGCUUCAACAGAAAAUUUUGAGAUAAAAGUUAAAUCUCUAAUAGAAAAUCUUAAAAAGAAAAUAGCGUUGGGUUUAUGA